AUCGAUUACCACUUGGAAGAUAUGAUCGACGCCAUAUUGCAGCUCCAAUGCUCUGCUUUCUCCACCGAAGAAGACCUCUUCACCACCGCCCUUCGCUUCCGUCUGCUCCGCCAGGCUGGCUUCCACGUCAGCACCGAUGUGUUACUGAAGUUCAAGGGCGAAAGCGAAAAGUUUAAAGAAUCCUUGAGAGACGACACGGUAGGGUUACUGAGCUUGUACGAAGCAUCAAAUAUGGGGGCUAAAGGGGAAGAAAUCUUGGAGGAGGCUAAGGAGUUUGCGGAACGAUCACUACUCGAUGGUGAGGAGCGGGUCAGUGAUGAGGUGGGACGGGCCCUAAAGGUGCCGAGUCAUAUGAGGAUGGCUAGGUUGGAGGCCAGGCGAUUCAUCGAGGAAUAUGGCAACCGGAGUGAUCAUGAUAGAGACCUUUUGGAGCUUGCUAUUUUGGACUAUAACCAUGUCCAAGCUCAACACCAAGCCGAACUCACUGAACUUAAAAGGUGGUGGAAGCAGCUAGGGUUGGUGGAAAAGUUAGGUUUUGGGAGAGAUAGGCCAUUGGAGUGCUUUUUGUGGACAGUAGGGCUUCUCCCUAACCCAAAAUACUCAACCUGCAGAAUACAGUUGGCCAAGACCAUAGCUAUUCUAUUAGUCAUUGAUGAUAUUUUCGACACCUAUGGCAAAAUGGAUGAACUAAUCCUCUUCACCCAUGCAAUUCAAAGAUGGGAUCUUGAAGCAAUGGAGACACUCCCCGAGUACAUGAAAAUAUGCUACAUGGCAUUGUACAACACGACCAAUGACAUUUGCUACACGGUGCUCAAGGACACCGGCCGGACUGUCCUCCCCUACCUCAAAGCAACUUGGAUAGACAUGAUUGAAGGUUUCAUGGUGGAGGCAAAGUGGUUCAAUGGUGGGAAUGCACCAAACUUGGAAGAGUACAUAGAGAAUGGAGUAUCAACGGCAGGGGCAUACAUGGCUCUGGUACAUCUAUUCUUUCUAAUAGGAGGUGUAACCGACCAAAACGCCUCACUGUUGAGGCAGAAACCCUAUCCCAAGGUAUUCUCCUCGGCAGGGCGAAUUCUUCGCCUCUGGGAUGAUCUUGGGACUGCUAAGGAGGAGCAAGAGCGUGGGGAUCUGGCAUCGGGCAUACCAUUGUUUAUGAAAGAGAACAAUCUGGCAACAGAGGAGGCAGCAAGAAGUGGAAUGUUGGAAGAGAUAUUCCAACUAUGGAAGGAUCUCAACGGAGAGCUCAUCAACAAUAACACAUUGCCCUUAUCUAUCAUCACAGUCGCGCUUAACAUGGCACGAGCUUCCCAAGUGAUCUACAACCAUCAACAACAAACCUAUUCUUUGAGUGUCGACAAUUAUGUUCAAGCCCUCUUCUUCACUCCUCUUCCUUCCUCUUAAUAUAUUGUACAUUUCUCACCCUCUUUUAUUGUAUCUUCAAUAACAUAGAAUUUAAUUACCAAUACUCUUAUUAAUUUCAGUAAAUGUAUUAAAGGAUCACUAGUAUCCUAUGUAGUAGUACUAAAAUGAAAAUGGAAUCUUAGUGUUAAAUCCUUAGGAUUGAUGGACCCCUA
Molecule: messenger RNA, 1574 nt
Organism: Salvia splendens (bonfire salvia)
Lineage: Eukaryota; Viridiplantae; Streptophyta; Magnoliopsida; Lamiales; Lamiaceae
Product: geraniol synthase, chloroplastic-like
Exons: 5
Coding region: 22-1401 (459 amino acids)
Biological process (GO): diterpenoid biosynthetic process
Molecular function (GO): terpene synthase activity; magnesium ion binding
Source: RefSeq, a predicted model, not a curated record